This is a messenger RNA of Baudoinia panamericana UAMH 10762, 1122 nucleotides long. RefSeq lists its product as uncharacterized. Lineage: Eukaryota; Fungi; Ascomycota; Dothideomycetes; Mycosphaerellales; Teratosphaeriaceae. The record is from RefSeq and is a predicted model, not a curated record. The transcript is spliced from 2 exons. Gene Ontology annotation, cellular component: cytosol. Gene Ontology annotation, biological process: glycerol catabolic process. Bases 1 to 1122 code for a protein of 373 amino acids. Gene Ontology annotation, molecular function: glycerone kinase activity.
AUGACAGCAGCACCCCUAAGCAAGCCGAAAGAGACCUUUCAUUUCAUUAACGAGCCCGAGAAUGCUAUUCAUGAUGCCUUAACCGGCCUCACCCACCUCAACCCUUCUCUCUCCUACCACGCUGAAUACAAGAUUAUCUACCGUAACGACCUUACGAUUUUCAGCCGCGAUCAUGUAACAACCAUUGGCUUCGCUGGCGGUGGGCACGAGCCCAUGUUUGGCGGCUUCGUAGGGCACAAUUACCUCUCCUGCUAUGUUUCGGGCAACAUCUUUGCUUCGCCGACCGCCGCGCAGAUUCUCGAGGCGAUCAGAAUGUGUCAGCCAGAGGGCGGGGACAAGAGUAAAGGCACAUUGAUCGUAUGCGGAAACUAUACAGGCGAUAUACUGAAUGCGGGUCUGGCGAUCACAAGGGCGCAAGCAGCUGGUUACAAGGUUCACUUCACGCCCGUCGGAGACGACGUGGCAGUGGGGAGGAAGAAGGGAGGGAAAGUCGGGCGGAGAGGGUUGAGCGGGCAUUUGGUUGCGCUGAAGAGUGCCUGCGCGCUGGCGGAGAGAGGAGAAGAGUUGAAGCUGGUUGCGGAGGUCAUGGAGUAUGUUGCCGCCAACGUGGGUACCAUUGGAGUUGCGUUCGAUCGUGUCGCCUUACCAAAUGCGACAAUUACCGAUCUGCAGACGUUGCCACCCGCGACAGUUGAGCUCGGCAUGGGUGCUCAUGGUGAACCUGGCUUACAGCAGAUCUCCCCAAUACCGUCGCCGGAGAGCUUGACGUCCCAGAUGCUGGAUCUCUUGCUUGACGUGUCGGACCGUGAUCGGGCCUUCAUUCCUUUCUCAGCCUCAACACACCCAAAGAAGGACAAUGAGGUUGUAAUGCUACUCAACUCGCUUGGCAGCACGUCAGAUGAAGUCCUGGCCCGCUUUGCCGAGCUGGCAAAGGCUGAGCUGGAACAACGUGGCUUCACGGUGAGCAGACUGACACUGGGGCCGCUAGUCACUAGUCUAAAGAUGAGCGGUUUUGGUAUCACUGUCUGGCGACUGCCUCCUGAGACUGGUGAGACAAUGGAGAGAAAGACCGCACUGGAGCUCUGGGAUGAGCCCGUCAAUGUGGUUGCGUGGAGACAGUAG